UUGAUCCGUGAGCGUUCUGUGUACCCUCGCUGUAUAUAAAGCCUAUCGCGUCUUGGCGAGGGCCACAAUCUCAGCGGAAGGGAAGAGACUGCAGGCAAAAUCCAAGAUGAACUUCUUCUUUUCCCUCGUGCUUGUGUCGGUGUUGCUGUCCGCUGACGGUAUGCCUAUGAAGGAUUUAAAAGACGUCGAUUCUGCCGAUGACAUAAUACAGAUGGUGAAAUCUGUGUCUGUUGACAAGAGCGCACAAGAGGAAAGUGAGUACGACAUUCGUCCCGAGGAGCGUGACGAUUCGGGCGCCCUGAUGGAGUCGGACAUCAAGCUGACCCCGGAGCAGCAGCUUAUUCUGGACGCGCGGAUUCAGGAGGCGGAAACCGGGAAGAGCGGGCGGAAGGGGACCGCAAAUAUCGCCGCUAGGUGGUCCGGGAACGUGCCGUACACGCUCAACAGUGCACUCAGCUCCCAGGCGCGUGAGGGUAUCUCUGCUGCCAUCCAACACUGGGAAGACAACACCUGCCUCCGGUUUCAGCAGCUCAGCGGGACGAUCCCUUCAGAUCUCAGAUACAUCGAGUUCUUCCCGGAAAACGGCUGCUGGUCGUACAUCGGGAAACUCUCCAACUCUGGACCGCAAAGAAUCUCCAUUGGACAGGGCUGCGAAGGAAUGGGGACAGUGGCGCAUGAGGUCGGACACGCCUUGGGGUUCUUUCACGAGCAGUCCAGACCCGAUCGGGAUGACUACGUCGAGAUUGUGUUCAGCAACAUCCAAAGCGGCAGAGAGGGGAACUUUGAGAAGUAUGGUCACGACGAAAUCGUCAGUCAUGACGUGCCCUAUGACCUCACAUCCAUCAUGCACUACGGUGGAAAGUACUUUUCGGCCAAUGGCGAGCUGACUAUCCGAACACGUGACCCAGAGAAGCAGAGCCUGAUCGGGAGACGUGACCGCCUCAGCUUCUACGACAUCAAACUGGCGAACGCGAUGUACAACUGUGGAGCGCACUGUAACGUGCAGCUGGCCUGCGAAAGCGGUGGGUACGUGGGACCCCAGUGCACAUGUGCCUGUCCCGUGGGGCUGACGGGAGAGACAUGCGGUAGUGUGGACACCUCUUCAGGUUGCGGCGGCGUUCUCCAGGGUGAUAGUGGAACCUUCACUAGCCCCAACUUCCCCAGUAACUACGAUGACAACAAACAGUGUGACUGGCUUAUCAAGGGAGAGAGAGGAGCGACGAUCCAGCUGGAGUUUGAGGAGUUUGGGCUGGAGGCGCACGACAGCUGUGCGUUUGACUGGGUGGAGCUGAGACUGGAAGGUCCACAGACCGCAGGGAGAAGGUUUUGCGGAUCCGGCCCUGGAGCAGUCGGCUUCGAGUCCGCCACCGAGACGCUGUUCGUCCGGUUCAAAAGUGACGAGUCUCAGACAGGCAAAGGCUUCAGGGCCAAGUACACCAUUCUUGGCGGCACUGGAGGUCCCGCUUCUACCGCGGAGCCUGCCGGUCCCGUCACCACUCAGCAACCCGAGCGUCCCGCCUCCACCGCCCAACCCGCUGUCUCCGUUGGAUGCGUGGUGGGAACGGGUGCGUCAUACCGCGGGAAACUGGCCAAGACGGCAUCAGGACGUGACUGUCAGCGUUGGGACGCACAGACACCGCAUCAGCACAGCCGGACCCCCGCUAACUACCCGGAGUUCGGGUUGGAAGAAAACUUUUGCAGGAACCCGGAUGGAGAGCCGUCCCCUUGGUGCUACACCACUAACCAAUCAGUACGCUGGGAGCUGUGUGAGAUCCCGACAUGCACCACCACCCCAACAGUGCCACCGGUGGUAACGACACGAACUACAACAACCACUCCGGCGCCGGCCGUACAGACUACCAAAUCGGAAGGGAACUGCGCCGAGGAGUGCGCCGUUGGAACCGGUGCCUCAUACCGCGGGGCAGUCGCCGUGACCGCAACAGGACAUACCUGUCAGCGGUGGGACACACAGACACCGCAUGAACACAGCAGGACCCCGACUAACUACCCAAACUCUGGGCUGGAAGAGAACUACUGCAGGAACCCGGAUGGAGAGGCGUCCCCCUGGUGCUACACUACUGACCGCCUCGUCAGAUGGGAGCAUUGCUCGAUCCCAGCAUGCAACGCACCUACCGAGGGCGCAAACAGAGGUCGGUAA
Molecule: messenger RNA, 2158 nt
Organism: Branchiostoma belcheri (Belcher's lancelet)
Lineage: Eukaryota; Metazoa; Chordata; Leptocardii; Amphioxiformes; Branchiostomatidae
Product: blastula protease 10-like
Exons: 17
Coding region: 107-2158 (683 amino acids)
Biological process (GO): proteolysis
Molecular function (GO): zinc ion binding; metalloendopeptidase activity
Source: RefSeq, a predicted model, not a curated record